Molecule: messenger RNA, 684 nt
Organism: Coccidioides posadasii C735 delta SOWgp
Lineage: Eukaryota; Fungi; Ascomycota; Eurotiomycetes; Onygenales; Onygenaceae
Gene: TMA20
Product: translation machinery-associated protein 20
Biological process (GO): formation of translation preinitiation complex
Molecular function (GO): RNA binding
Source: RefSeq, a predicted model, not a curated record
CGCAGGUCCGCAGGGAGCCAGGAGAUAUUUCUCAACCUCCAGCGCGCCUCAUCCAAAUCGAUUCCUUGGCUGUGCACUCGAAUACAUAUCCGUACACAUCUGUUCUGUCAAAUUGCGACAAAAAUGUUCAAAAAAGAUAUAUCCCCCGGGGCGCGCUCCAAAGUCAAGUCGUCCGUGCAACGAUCUCUCCGAAACAAGUUCCUUGAAACCUAUCCCGGUUUCGAACCAUACAUCGAUGAAGUGAUGCCAAAAAAAGCGCCGUUAGAAGCCGUGAAACUACCCGAUCGAGUCACCCUGUACCUCAGCGACUCACACCCAAUCUUCUUCCAAUCCCUCGACAGCCCCCUGAUCCCUCACCUCCGUGUGCUCCACGCCUUUCCAAACGCCCUGCCGACUAUCGGAAUCGACAGAGGCGCGAUCCGCUUCGUCCUCUCCGGCGCCACUCUGAUGGCUCCCGGCCUCACAUCUGCUGGCGGGAGAUUGCCCGAUCCCGCGAAUAACCCUGGUGACAAAGAGCUGGAGGCGGGGCAGGUCGUUGCGGUCACGGCGGAGGGGAAGGAGGAGAUCUGUCUUGUGGGGGAGUUGAAGAUGGGUACGGAGGAGAUGAAGAAGAAGGCGAAGGGUGUGGUGAUGGAUGAGGGCCAUUAUCUUGGUGAUGGCUUGUGGAAUUUGCAGUUUGAUUGA